Messenger RNA from Trichomycterus rosablanca, 1576 nucleotides. RefSeq names its product metaxin 1a (gene mtx1a). Gene Ontology annotation, biological process: mitochondrion organization. The transcript is spliced from 8 exons. NCBI's taxonomy places the organism in Eukaryota, Metazoa, Chordata, Actinopteri, Siluriformes, Trichomycteridae. The record is from RefSeq and is a predicted model, not a curated record. Bases 39 to 1007 code for a protein of 322 amino acids. Gene Ontology annotation, cellular component: SAM complex; cytoplasm.
GGUUCGCUUCCGUGUUAAAGGCUCUAUGGUGGAGUAAGAUGGCGGCUCCCUUCGAGUUGUUCUGUUGGAGAGGGAGCUGCGGUUUACCGUCGGUUGAUACCGACAGUCUCAUCGUGCUGGCUUACGCACGGUUUGCUGGCGCCCCACUGAAAAUUCACAAGAUCUCCAAUCCCUGGAGGAGCCCGACAGGUUCACUCCCGGCUCUGAAGACCAGGGAGGAGGGGAGCGUCUCUCAACCCAGCAAGAUCAUCAUCCAGCUCAGGAAACAGAAAUACAAUGCCGACUACGACCUGUCAGCAAGAGAAGGAGCCGACACACUGGCGUUCAUCUCUCUGCUGGAGGAAAAGCUGAUGCCAGCUCUGAUUUACGCUCUGUGGAUCGAUCCUAAGAAUUAUGUGGACGUGACGCGGCGCUGGCACGCGGAGAACGUCUCUUUCCCCCUGAACUUUUUCCUGCCGGGCCGUUUGCAGGCCCGGCAGCUGGAGAGGGUUCGGCUCAUGAGGGGAAACGGCACCCUGGAGGCUGGAGAGGAGGCCGAGAAAGAGCUUUAUGAUGAUGCUCAGGAGUGCAUGAAUCUUCUGUCUCAGCGACUCGGAACCAACAGAUUUUUCUUCGGCGAUUCGCCCUCCUCCCUCGAUGCCUACGUGUUUGGCCACUUGGCACCGCUGCUGAAGAUCAAGCUGCCCAGCAGCAAACUGCAGCAACAUCUAACGUCUCUGGAGAACCUGAGUAACUUCUGUAAUCACAUCCUGUCUCUGUACUUCCCCGGUGAGAAUAAAGACGGAGCUGAACGGCCGGCGCCGAACGUGCAGAGAACAGAGAACAACGACUUCGAUAACGAGCCUCACAAGAGAAGUAAACAGAUCCUGUCUGUCCUGGUGGCUGCGGCGGCCAUGCUGAGCUACGCCCUCCUCACCGGUAUGGUCGCCGUUCAGCAAGAGAGGAUGGACGGCCCGAGAGGAGAGCCGGCCUCCAUGAGAGACCUCGUGGAGGACGAGGAGGAGUGAUUGAGGCGACUGGGUGGGCACUGUGGGGUUAGAUUCACUACAGGUCUUUUUUUUUUUUAUCUGAGAUUGGGGUUGUUUAUGGGUUAGAAGCUUUGAUUUGGUUUGUACACAGAUUAUUUAUUGUUCUUUUAUUUUUUUAAGGUUUUGUGGAAUGUUCGCUCUUUUUUUUAGCUAUAAACACUUGAGUUCUUGAAAAGUAUUGUGAACUUUAUUAUUACUUUAAAUAAAGAUUUGCAUCUAGCCUAUGUUUAUUUACCUCCUGUUGGACGUAUUCACUGCACUGCACUGUAAACGCCUGUUUUUUAUUUGUUAAACAUUUUUGCUUGAAUCCUUUAAUAGUAUUUACGGACCAACAACCAAAAAGUGCAUCAAAAAUGUCUUGUUUGGCUUGUUUAGAUGGAUUUGAUGUCGCAAUGUUAUUGAGAACCUGCACAUGUAUUACUGCUGUAUUAAGUGUUUUUUUCUGGGGAACAAUAAUACUUUACAUUUUUAAUAAAUAUGUUUGUGUAUUUGUUUAAACAUUGUUAAAUCAUAUUGUGUAUAAAAUAAGAGCUUUAAUAAAAGUAUAU